UGUUUUCAUUCUUUUACAGGUUUAACCCCCUAUACCUAUGAUGGCAGUGGGAGGAGCUGAUGUAGAUUGGACUGAUGGAUUGAGUGAGAGCCAGUUAGAACAAUAUGAGGAAAUAGAAGCCCUACAGUCCAUACUCGCAGACACAGGACAGUUCAAACUUCUCUCAUCACCAAAAGAUGGCCCUGAGGUGCUGUUUUCUAUGCAGUUAAAUGUGUGUGUUAAGACUCAAGAUGGUGGAAUAACAGUUGAGGCCUGGGUACCAUAUGAACAUGACAUAGCCCAUGCACAGCAUGCUGUAGCCGCAAUUCCGUCAAACACACGACCACAGUUUGCCAGGUCCGACUCUGGGAGACGUUGGCACUCUUCAUUCAAUGUACAACAUCUGACACCAUUGUGCCUUCAAGUGACCUUGCCCCAAGGUUACCCAAAUGAUGCUGCACCAAUCUUCACUCUCUCUUGUCUCUGGUUAGACACUCUUAAACUGACUGUCCUGUGCAAGCAACUGGACUCACUGUGGAAGGAUUUAGGCUCAAUGCCAAUCAUAUACACCUGGAUAGACUGGCUGGAACAUAAUACACUAGACUUCCUUGCACUUACAGAUAAGGUGAUUUUGACCCCAUACUUAGAUGCUGACUCUGCCUGGCUAGGAGAGCGUGAUUCAAGAGCUUUACCUGAAUGUGUGGAUUUGGAUGAUUCCCUUAUCACAAUGCUUCGUCAUAGCUUGAAUGUGGAUAUGCAACAAUUCACGACCAAUAACCAUGAGUGUGGGAUAUGCUUCGUUGAGAAACCUGGACGUGAAUUUUUCCGUAUUAGUGAUUGUCACCAUCAUUUUUGUAGAGAAUGUAUGACUGAUUAUUGUAACCUCCAUGUCGGGGAAGGGACUGUGCAACAAUUACAUUGUCCAGACAAUGAUUGUAAGUUUGCUCUUCCUCCAGUCAUCAUCCAAGCUGUUUUAGGAAAUGAUGAAUUCCAGCGCUGGGAAAGAUUAUUGCUCCAGAAGGCCCUCGACACUAUGGGUGACAUUACAUGGUGCCCACGCUGCAACAAUGCAGUUAUCAAAGAAUCAGAGGAGAGUCUAAAGUUAGCUCACUGCACCACAUGUAUGUACUCAUUCUGUACAGCCUGCAACAGUGCUUGGCACCAGGGAGAAAAGUGUAAAGGAAUUGAAGAGAAACUUAGAAAACUGGAGGAAGAAUCAAAGAAUAUAUCUGAAGAAGACGCACGGCAGAAGAAGUUGAUACGUGACUUGUACUUGACUGAGAAAACAGUUGCAGAUACUAGCAAGCCAUGCCCUCGUUGCAAAGUACGUAUUCAGAAGAACUUAGGUUGUAACAAAAUCCACUGUUUACAAUGUGGGACCUCCAUGUGCUAUUCUUGUGGGGCUGACAUCUCACAGGAGGGCUAUGGCCACUUCACUGAGAGCCCUGAAUGUAGCUUAUCCCCAGUUGCUGAAUAUGAGACGAUUGGAAAUAACAUUCCUUACCAACACUUCAAUGUUGUACCUCAAUUGAUACGCAGGGUUCCCAAGAGGGAAAAACAUGAACGAGACAAGCAGAUAGCUGAAGCAUUAAAAGAGGAUCCUACGCUGAGGCAGAACAUCAGGCAAUGCCCAAGCUGCAAACAGAGAAACUUGAAAGAAAACAUGAACAAUCAUAUAAAGUGCUGGCAGUGUUCUACAAACUUUUGUGGCAUGUGCAUGAAGAAAAUCAAUGGCAAAAUUCUCGAUCAUUUCAAAAAAACUGCUCCAUGUAUACAGCAUAGUGAAUCAUAAUUACAUUACAUUUAAAAAUGUUGUACAGUACUUAUUAAAGUACAUGAUAACAUUUAAUGUAAACAAUGCACGCAUACAUAUUAUAAUUAUAUCCAAGCAUAAACCAAUAACCAAAUUGAUGUGCAAAUGUCACCUUUUAAAGAAAAAUUUGUUUUAUUCCAGUUUCCAAAUUUGACAAAAAACUACCCAUGCUUUAUAUCUCCCUCAAAAAAUUCUCACGACAUCUGGGACACCCUGUACAUGGUCUAUAAAAUAAUGAAAACAGAACUGAAUCUUGUAUUAUCACAUACUAUGUAAAAUUCCAGUGAUCUGAUUGGUUGGUUACUGUGUGAGUCUUCCCGUCUCACACAGUCAUCUCACAUGUUACUGGAGGCAACCAGUGAUGACGUUUCAUAUUUUUGUGUUGGAUACUGUUGAUAACGUCAUUACUCAAUUGAGGAAUAAAUGGGUUCAUGACGUAACAGUGUAAUAUUUUUGGUAGAAAUGAUGUCAUUCAUUCAUAGCUCAGGGGGUCCAAACAAGCUAUUUGCCUCAAUAUCAGUAUGUGAUAAAAUCGUCAUCACAGGUUUUGGCUUGUGUGAUAGAGGAAAUCUUCC
Molecule: messenger RNA, 2367 nt
Organism: Owenia fusiformis
Lineage: Eukaryota; Metazoa; Annelida; Polychaeta; Sabellida; Oweniidae
Source: the annotation of a GenBank genome assembly